AUGUCCGGCUACGCCCCGCAAACCUCCCAAACGGCCGACGCCUCAGCCAUCGACAUCCACUCGCGCGCCGUCUCCUACACCUGCGGCGACUGCGACGGCGACGUGCAGCUCAAGCGCGGCGAGCCCAUCCGCUGCCGCAACUGCGGGCACCGCGUGCUGUACAAGAAGCGGACGAACCGGUGA
Messenger RNA from Paraphaeosphaeria sporulosa, 183 nucleotides. RefSeq lists its product as uncharacterized. NCBI's taxonomy places the organism in Eukaryota, Fungi, Ascomycota, Dothideomycetes, Pleosporales, Didymosphaeriaceae. Gene Ontology annotation, biological process: DNA-templated transcription. The record is from RefSeq and is a predicted model, not a curated record. Gene Ontology annotation, molecular function: zinc ion binding; DNA-directed RNA polymerase activity; DNA binding. The transcript has a single exon. Gene Ontology annotation, cellular component: RNA polymerase II, core complex; RNA polymerase III complex; RNA polymerase I complex. The coding region runs from base 1 to 183 and encodes 60 amino acids.